This is a messenger RNA of Necator americanus (New World hookworm), 663 nucleotides long. RefSeq lists its product as uncharacterized. NCBI's taxonomy places the organism in Eukaryota, Metazoa, Nematoda, Chromadorea, Rhabditida, Ancylostomatidae. The record is from RefSeq and is a predicted model, not a curated record. The coding region runs from base 1 to 663 and encodes 220 amino acids. The transcript is spliced from 2 exons.
AUGAAUCGUCCAUGUGGUUACGUGACCGAUAUUGAUGAGACUGAACCAUGCAGUCCUAUUCCAGCAAGUGUGACAUUGGCAGCUGCAGAGAUGAACGAGGCUGUCAUCUCCCCAGUUGUUCGAGUACAAGAUCCGGUGCCGGUCUGUCCCACUUUCGUCGAUUUCAAGAAAGCCUUUGAUACAGUUGAGACCGAAGCGGUCACGGAGGCCUUGGACAACCAGGGCGUCCCUACUCCAUACAUGAAAGUACUUCGUGAGUUGUAUAGUAACUUCACGACUGGAAUUUUGCCAUUCUACAAGAACAUCAUCAUUGACGUGAAGAGGGGGGUCCGACAGGAUGAUACAACCUCACCCAAAAUAUUCGCAGCUACCCUCGAGAACGCAAUACGAAACUUGGAAUGGGGCGACAUGGAAGUGAAGGUUGGUGGUCGACAGCUACACCAUUUGCGCUUUGCUGAUGACAUCGUACUGAUAACACCUAGCAUCGGUCAAGCGGAACGAAUGCUGACCGAAUUCAACGAAACAUGUGGAUGCAUCGGUCUUCAGCUGAAUCUCCAAAGACGAUGUUUAUGCGGAACGGAUGGGUCUCGGAUGCCCCAUUCACGCUCAGCGGAACGAACAUAUCCGAAUGCACCAGCUACGUUUAUCCGGGUCGGGAAUUGA